CUACUAAAUCCGACGGCCCAGAAUCCACAGAUACAGAGCAAUAAAACCAACUCAGACAACAGAUUUGUUCGAAACUGAAUAGAUUUCCGUCUCCACACCCUAAAAUCUCUCCGAGGCUUCUCGUAGAACACGAUCAAUUGAAGCUCUGAAUUUGAGACGAUAUCUUGAUUGUUAGUUUGUAAGUUAAAUCAUAAUUUUAUCGCAGAUUAGAAGAUAAAGGGGGUGUUGUUGUGGCGUUUUUGUUUAGAGGGGGAUUUCGUUGGUCAGAUUUGUGGGGAUUGGGCUGCGAUUAUGGGGCUUGGCGGUGACGAUGAUGUGAUUUUUGAUGAUGGUGAUGGUGGGGCAUGUGGCGGUGGCGGAGGAGGUGGUGGCAAGAGUUUUGGGUCGGUUUCGUGCUCGAUUUGCCUCGAGGCGGUCACCGACAAUGGGCACCGAUCAUGGGCUAAGCUUCAAUGCGGUCACGAAUUCCAUCUGGAUUGCAUUGGUUCAGCCUUCAAUAUAAAAGGUGCAAUGCAAUGCCCUAAUUGUCGCAAAAUUGAGAAAGGCCAAUGGCUUUAUGCAAAUGGUAGUCGUACUGUUCCUGAAUUUAGCAUGGAUGACUGGAUGCAUGAUGAGGACCUUUAUGAUCUAGGCUACUCUGAAAUGUCUUUUGGAGUUCACUGGUGUCCAUUUGGCAGCUUAACGCGGUUUCCUUCAUCUUUUGAGGAAGCAGAAUUUUCAUCAACUGCAUAUCAUGAUCUACUGGGACAACAAGCUAUUUAUGCUGAACAUACUGCUGUUUCCGCUGCUACUCAUCCAUGCCCAUACAUUACUUAUUUUGGACCCAUUCAUCCCUCGUCUUCAAACUCCAAUGGUAGCGUUUCAGAUGGUUCUAAUUUCAGCAAUCACUGGACUGGCCCAUCGGUACCUGGCGAGAUGCAAACUUCUUAUGCUUUCCCUUCCAUGGAUCUCCAUUAUCACCGUUGGGAGCACCAUUCUCCUCCAUUCUCUUCAUCUGGCAGUCGUGUCAAUGGUGCUGAUCCGCCUUCAAUUCCACCUGUUACUCAAAGAUCAGCCAGAAUAGGAUCUGAUCUACCAAGAUCAGGGUCUUUUAUGCAUCCCUUCAUUGUUGGUCACAGCUCUACUGCUAGAGCUGGAAGCUCUGUUGCGUCCUCAAUGGCUCCACAUUACCAAGGGAGCAAUGCUCGAGCCCGUGAUAGAGUGCAAGCUCUACAGGCGUACUAUCAACAGCAACAACCUGGAAAUUCCUCAGGCAUUCGCACACCAACAAUUUCUGGAACUCGAAGAUCAAGCAGUCACAGAGGCUUUUCUCAUUCACAGCCAGUUGCCUCAUCAUCCGAUCAAAGUAGCAGUGGCUUCUAUUUCAUCCCUGGAUCAGGUCGGAACUUCCAAGAAGCAGAAAAUCCUGUACCUGCACGUUUUCACGCGUGGGAAAGAGAUCGCUUGCCUUCAUUCCCACAUAAUCAGGUAGACAGAGAUCCAAGUUUCCGUGAAUUCUAUCAAUCUGUCGUUGGGCCAGAACCUGGCAUCAGGUUCAGUAGCCUCCGUCAGAGGCAUGCCCCUGAGAGGUCAUCAUCCCAAAAUCGAUCAUAGACUCUAUCAUUUUCUGGGUGAAGCAAAGUUCCAAUUACUAUGAUGAGACCAAAAAUUAUGUAUGCUUGAAAAUAUUAUAUAAUGCUUGGAUUCUGUCAUUCCUGACAGUCUGAAAUACUGUGGAGGGGCCCCAAGAAAUGAAUGAUCUUGAUGGCAGCCACCUGCUGGCCAUGGAGCUUCUAGUUUCUUUGCGAUUGAGGAUGUAAGAAUAAGAUCAUAUGUUGAGUUGAACUGAAGGGGAGGGUUCCUGGGGUGACCCAGAAGUUAAAACUAUGAUCGAAUGAGUUUUGUGAAAAUGUUAUAAGUGGGUUGCCCAGUAUGUCUCUGAAUCUAUUUGGCCAUGUGUCCAAACAUGUGAAGAAAUACAUGAACUGGCUCAGUUGAUAUUUGCAUCUAUUAUGUACAAUGUGACCCUGCUUUCGGUGAA
Messenger RNA from Tripterygium wilfordii, 2020 nucleotides. RefSeq names its product E3 ubiquitin-protein ligase RFI2-like. The transcript is spliced from 6 exons. NCBI's taxonomy places the organism in Eukaryota, Viridiplantae, Streptophyta, Magnoliopsida, Celastrales, Celastraceae. The record is from RefSeq and is a predicted model, not a curated record. Bases 292 to 1593 code for a protein of 433 amino acids. Gene Ontology annotation, molecular function: ubiquitin-protein transferase activity.